AUGUCCAACACCAUCUACAUCACCCACACCACCACCACAUCCGACACCCUCUCCACCAUCCUCUCAACCCUCCUUCACGACCUAACCCAAGUCACCGAGCCAACAGAAAUUACCUACUCCUGCAUACCCCCAACCAUGGGUUCCCACCUCGCCGACGCCCUCUCUGAAAACGAAAUCGCCGAAUCCCUCAACACAAAAAUAACAUACAACUCCCUAACCACCACACUACAUCUCCGUAUCUUCCGUCCCCCCCUCCUCGCCAUCCAACAUUCCUGGAUAAACGAACAAACCUUCGACUGGAUGGACGAACAAAUCAUGACGAGGAUGGAAUUUAAGCAGCUGGCAUUCGAAAGUAAUAUAUGUUUCUCCGCACCAUACGAAUUCUCCAGAGGCACAUCAGACCUCCAACUACGACCUCGCGAUAAACCCCUCCCGUCAUUCGUGAUCGAAUCGACCUGGGCGGAAACCUACGAGAGGGUUAGAGAGAAUGAGGGUAAUGAUGAGGUGGAAGGUGUGGUGGAGGUUUGGGUUCGAGAUGAGGUUAAUGUUUGGGAGACGGUUGUGAGGCAGAGAGAGGUGAUUUUUCCGGCUGAUGAGGCAGUGGCGGAUAGGUUGAAAGUCACCUGGGGUGAGGUUUUCGGGGGACAUCUUCCGGAUGGAAGAGACAAGGGGGAGUAUCUGUAUUUGGAAUUGGAGAGUUUGCAGUUUCAGGCGAGGAAUGCGUUGGAGAGGAUGGGGUUGAGAGCUGCGGGAGAUGAGUAG
This is a messenger RNA of Aspergillus sclerotioniger CBS 115572, 762 nucleotides long. RefSeq lists its product as uncharacterized. The record is from RefSeq and is a predicted model, not a curated record. Bases 1 to 762 code for a protein of 253 amino acids. NCBI's taxonomy places the organism in Eukaryota, Fungi, Ascomycota, Eurotiomycetes, Eurotiales, Aspergillaceae. The transcript is spliced from 5 exons.